AAGAGAGGUGAAGAAGAACACAAGCUAAAUGCUGAAUGAAAGGGAAAACAAAAGUGUAAGAGACGGCCGACCGAUAGAUGAUGAAUCUCGGCUAGAAGAAUCUCCAUAACGAUACGAUUUGUAGACUAUGCAAGUAUUUUUAUGUAUUAAAGGUUAUGUUGUAAGUUUUUAUCACAAUAUUUGUAUUGUAGCUGCUCAGUGUUUUAUAUGAUUAUAUAAAAUGGAUAAAACCGAAAAACAAAAACAAGAAAAAAAAAACCAACCAACCAACCGGACAGACAAAACAUUAUUGUAUUACAUACAUCUUAUAUAUAAUAAAUAUGCUUCUUAAUAAAAAAAAAAAAAAAAAAAAAAGACAAAUACAACUUAUUUAUGACGGAGGAUUUACAGAAGACACGAUAACCUAAGCUGGGGUGGCUUACACGGAGAGACCCAAACAAUAUAAAAAAAAGCAGAAAGGAAAAAUUAAUUAUGAUACUUGAGUUAUCUUUGACGUAUAGUUCUGAUAACUUGCUCGAGUUGUGCAGGCUUCAUAAUGCUUAGAAUAAUUAAAUUAUCUUUCUGCAAGAGUUUCGAUAGCAGCCCCAACAACGACACCAGGAACAGCGACACCAAAACACAGUCGCAGUGACAGCUCAAGUUCAGCACAAGAUAGUUAUCUUUUAGUCGCGUAAACCUUUUGUAACAUUCUUGACCGUCAUUGUUUGGCUGGAAGUCCCCCCUGAUCGAGCUAGAUAAAUCGAAUCAUAAACUGUUUUAUCAUGAUAAUAGCCACUGACCAUACGAGUUGACGCCAAUAUGUUUAGAUUACUCAUAUGAUUACUCAGAGGAACAUGGAACCAAUAAAUUUAAGCAAAUUUAUAAAAAAAAUAUAUAGAUGGCAACCGAAAGAUAAAGAUAGACAGCGGACUCGGGGGCAAAUACUAUAUACAGAGAGAGAGAGAGAGCGAAAGAGAUAGACUGAGAAGUUGUGCACUUAGAAUCCGUUGGAUUCCAACCCAGAAAUGCCAAUCAAAUUGACAUUCAAUUCCAAUCCUGACCCCAUAGACAACAUGCCAGGCGAUAAUCGAUAUUUGACCUAGGCCAAUAUAAAAAUGACUAUUCAAAGUGUGCUGCACCUCCCCCGAACUUCAUCUCCUCCCCCAUCCCACGCGACGACUGUCUUAGAUAAUCGACGACUAAUUUGAUGUCUGACUAAAUGUUUGUGCUCAAUUUGAAGCACAUUCGCAGUAGCGCACAACGAUUCAUCAAAUGGCGCCUCCCCACGCCCCUCCUCAAAGAGUCAUAAUCAAUGCAGACACGUCAAAGAAAUGCCAAGUGGGUUGGUUGUCUUCUAGCUUCUAUCUCCCUCCCCUUCAAGCCCCACCAACGCGGUUGUCAACGGGCGUUGGACUGUGACAUUUGGCAAUUUAUUGAAGACGAGUUCCAAUCAGAGCAAAUCAUGCGAAGCUCGUCUAAUAUGGCAGCGCUGGAUUUAUGGCCGCGUGCUGAGGCCAUCAACAAAUAAAAGGUAAGUGUGAUAUCGGCCAGAUUCCAGAUUUCCCACUCCCCCUCCGCCUACUUCCCUCCACAGUCGCAACUCAUUCGGCAAACGUAACGAGCUUUUGUCCUUUGUGGUGAGCAAUGGCGUGCACAUUGCAUGUGAAUGGAGCAGGGAAAAAGGAAGCAGGAAGGGAAGGGAAGGGAAGGGUUCAGGGGUGCAUGCGAGAUAGAUAAGUAUUGCAUGAAGCGAGAGCUGACUGACUGACUGGCUGGUUGACUAGCUGGCAAAGUCGAUGUCGAUUCGCUCACAGAAGCAUUGAAUUGGUGUUAAGCACGAACUGCUCUGCGGAAUGGAAAUGGAAAUCGAAAUGGAAAUGGAAAAUGCAAAUGAAAAAAUCAGCAAGUUGUCAUUCGACACAGACGGCAACUGAAGCUAGCCGAGAGCAGACGACAUCACAAGGAUCACAGAAGCAAGUCAAAAAUGUCCAAUCAACUAUUUUUCCUCAGUUUGGCCGACAUAUUCUCCGUGUAUCCGGCCAUCUUUAAGGAUGUGAGUAAACAGCUCAAGAAGACCAAACAAAUCUAUCUGCCCAGCGAUGAAGAGUGGCAGGAUAAAAUGUACUACAUGCUCCUCGAGAUUCAGCGUCAGGUCAACGAAUCCGCGGAUGUCAACAUCUCGCUCAAGGACAUCGAUAAGCGUGACAAACCCGCCUUUGAUCCCGAUCGCAUUACCAAAAUCAUCUCACCUGGAGUAAGUCCGAAUGGUCGCCGAAGUCGUGUGUUGAAGUAUUGUCAUGAUACGACUGUGAGGAUUAGGCUUAAGGCAAGUGCUCGCUGGAAUCUGCCCACGAUUGCCAAUGCAGCCAAGUUGCUGAGGAAACCUCCUCUGCCGGUUCAUUUCCAGAAUGAACACGAGAUGCGGUUGGCUUAUUCCCUCAUCUACGAUGUGUUUCGCUAUAAAACAGUUUUGUGCAACGCGUUAUCGGAUGUGAGUUUUUUCGAUCGGGAAGAAAAUCAGAAGUUCAUCAAGGAUGAGCAGCGUAUUUGGUUAAUGCUCUUUGAGCUCUACGAUCGUCACUUCCGCAAUCGCAACUCGGAGCUACACGAGCUGCAAGCCCAACUCUACAAGGAGUCCGAGGUAACAGAACACGCUGCGGUGCUUUGGCGCCAUCGCAUCAAGUUGGCUGCCUCAAUUUCCCGCAUGCGCAUUGGGGUCGGAGCUCUGCGUCUCUCCCAGCUGCUGCCCAUUCACUUGCAAAACGAGAAGGUGGCCAUUGCGGCUGCCAAUCCAGUGGUGACGGGUUGGAUUAAUCCCUUUCUGGUGCGCAAUAAGAUGGAGGCGGAUAAGAUACUUACGGAGAUGGGCUACACUGUGCAUGGACCUGAUGAUGAGCAGCCGCUACUUGAGCAGCACUGCAAGUGGGACAAUAUUUGUCCAUUGGUCAUCUCGGUGAUACCCAAGGAUCGCAGCGAGUUUACAAAGUCUGUGCUGAUGACCAAGCACAUGUUUAUUAUGCAGGACAAAAACUUUUCCUUUGGUCCCGCCAUAAUGUCCAAGCUCAUGGACUACUUUGAGCUGUACGGUGACAUACUGCAAACUCACAUUGAUUCACCACGCUCCACAGCCUACUUGGCAGCCUUGUUCUACUCCGUAAACCGCGUCAACAAUUUCUAUGUCUAUGGAGCAGGCGCCAAUCUCAAGGAGUACCGACGCUACAUGGAGUCCAUAGGAGUCAACAAUAUACGUCUCUUCGCGGAUGCCUUUACCUCAUUUCCCAUGGAAUCGAAUCGUUUUCGCACCGUUGUGGGGGUAUUUGCCACGCCCCCGAACUCCUUUAGUGCCAUCUCGGAUCCCAUUGACUUAAUCUGUUCACGUGGUGGUGAUUUAAGCAUGCUUGAGGUGCUCACCGAGUCGGAGGUCAGUGAUGAGGGUAAACAGCGUGUGGGAUGCAUCCUCGAGGAGCAGCUGCUCACACUGACCAUGACUAUGUCACGACCCCAAGUGCAAUUUGUGCUCUAUCAAACACACUCGAUUGUGACCACCGAGAACGAGGAUAUGGUUCAACAUGUGCUGCAGGUGAUCAACAAACUGGCGCUGGAGAAGCAUCGUCAGGCGUAUCGCGAGGUCAAGCGACUCGAAGCCAUUGCCGAGGCGGAGGCAGCGAAUAUUCCAGCUGCUGCGAUGUCAAAGGAGUCGCCACGCAAGAAGGAGAAACUCUCCGCCGAGGACAAGCGGAAAUCCCAACCAGAAUUACCUGCCAAACCGGGAGAAACGGGUGCUGUUCCUGUGGUACCUUUGCCUCGCGUAGAUAGCAUUGAUUUAAUCUGCACGCCGGACAUCGAUGAGUUUGUGCUCGACAUUGUGCCAGACAUUUGCAUCAAUCAGGACAAUUGCAUUGCCCACCAGUCGACGGGCAGUUUUCUCUCGCUUAUCCGUCGUAAAUCGCUGACACAGCUCAACGAAAAGUAUCUCAUUAGCAUGGCGGAGCGUCGAGGACUCUUUGGCAAGCCAGCGGAUCGUGAUAAGUCGCGCAAGGCAGUUAAGAUGCAGGAGGUCAACGAACCACCGCUACCUGAUGCCACCUACGACAACAGCUCAGCUACGUCGCGUACGGGAGGACAACAAUCGGCGCGUUUGCAGCACCAGCGACCAACCCAGGCAAGCGCCAUACGAUCGCACCUGACAAAGGUGUCGGCGACGCAACGGCAUCCGAUAGCGUUCAACUUUAGGCGGCGGGAGUGCAAGCGUUUUUACGUCUUGCCUGUUUAUAUGCACAGCACAAAGCAAAACAGCCGCUUGUGGUGGCAAUACGCCUUUAAAUGUGUCACGCGCAAUGGCAACGAUGCCAUCUGGAAUCCGAAUCUUAAAUUCAAGCUACACUGCAAACGGCAGCUGCGCAUCCGGAAACUGCGACGUGUGAUGUGGUCGAAUCGGGAGCCGCUGCAUUUGCACAUCCAAGACAUCGAGUUGAUCUGCCAUCUACGCAGAUAUAGCAAGUAGGAAGUGAGAAACUUAUUUGUUAACUAUUCGUAAGAGGGGACCAAUAAUAAACACUAAUUGAAAA
Molecule: messenger RNA, 4547 nt
Organism: Drosophila sulfurigaster albostrigata
Lineage: Eukaryota; Metazoa; Arthropoda; Insecta; Diptera; Drosophilidae
Exons: 11
Coding region: 1964-4483 (839 amino acids)
Source: RefSeq, a predicted model, not a curated record